UGUGACUGACCCGAGCGCAGUCUACAGUGGUGUUAGCGAGCUCUCGUUAGCACGACGAUACAGUUUAACUCGGUAGAAACAGUUCACUUAUGCUAAAUCCUUACGAUACUUAAUAAAAACAUAUGAGUAUUCAUAGUUGUGAUGAAUUAAACGGCUUUAAAAAAGUGCUAGUGUUGUCUAAGCUAGGCCUCGGUUUAACUGCUCUGCAAAUGAAAGUAUGGAGACCGACCCAAAAUGUAAACAGUGUUGUUAAACAUCUUUGGGGAUUAAUCUGAUACUUUUGGGGACCUACACAACCGCGAUUCAUGUCGCUUGCUAAACCGUUUGAUCUGGAAUUUCAGAAUGAACGGUACGCAGCAAAAUGACCUGAAAAGACAAAACCUGUUAGAGAGACUUCUUGAUGCAGUUAAACAGUGCCAAAUUCGCUUUGGUGGCAGAAAGGAGAUUGCCUCAGAUUCUGAUAGCAGAGUCAUAUGCCUAUGUGCCCAGUUUGAAGCAGUACUUCAACACGGCUUGAGGAAAAGUCGCGGUUUAGCCCUCACAGCAGCUGCCAUUAAACAUGCUGCUGGAUUUACUAGUAAAACUGAAGCAGAGCUGACGUUCUGGUUUUAUGUGAAGGAGCACCUCAACCGUCAUGAGUUGCAGCGCUUCUACUCUCUGCGGAAUAUCACAUCUGAGCAGGGCCGGGGCCGGGCAUGGCUUCGUUGUGCCCUGAAUGAACACUCGCUAGAGCGCUAUCUUCACAUGCUUUUGGCAGACCAUGCCCGCCUUAGUGCCUUCUAUGAAGACUGGGCUUUUGUCCUGGAUGAGGAGAGAGCCAGUAUGCUGCCCACCAUGGCUGCAGGGCUCAAUUCCAUACUGUUUGCCAUCAACAUCGACAACACGGACCUAAAUGGCCAGGCCCGCGGGGGGUCGUCUGUGUCCCACCUGCUUAAGGAGUCCACACAGGGCAUGAGCAGUUUGUGGAAAGAGUCUACUCAAGGUGUCAGCACUCUUCUGCGGGAAAUCGGUACUGCCACUGCGGUGGUUCCUGGUUUUAUCCCUCGCUCGGAUGCUUCAUCAGACCCACUGCCCGUCCUGCCCCGCAGCACUUCUGCAGAUUCCGGUUUAAGAAAAGAGCGCAGACGUAAAAAGAAGAUCACAAACAUUAUCUCUUUUGAUGAUGACGUGGGCGUGGAAGAUGAGGACGAGGCUGGUGAGGACGUUGUGAGGAGUCUUAGGAAGAGUACGGCGGGUCAUGUGAGUUCUGAAGAGGCUCUGGAGCCUCCAGACUCUACCUCUCCCAUUCAUAACGGCCUGACUGAGCCUGGGAUCGUGAGCUGGGCUGAAACACCCCCGCAGAACGGAGUGCUGCCUGAUACCAAGAGCAUUGACAAUGAGGAGGAGGAAGAGGACGAUAUUUACGGAAAGAGCAGGCCGGAGCACUCAGAAGAGGAUCAUGGGAAUGGGGAGCCGAUGGUUGUGGGGAGUUUAUCCAGUGUUUCCACAUGGAGUCCAAAGCAAAUCAUCACUGAUAAUGACAAUGACAAUAACAACUCACACAUUCUCAUACCUCUGGCCCCCAGCGAGCCCUACACACAACAAGCUGGUCAUUCAGUUGAGAAUGUCGAAUUUCAUGGACAGAAGGAGAGCUCAAGCCCACCAACUGACAGUGAAAAACGAAGCCAACUCCAGUUUAGCAUGGAGCCCGACUUGUCAGCGCAGAUUGCGCCUGUGACCAGUGUUCUGCUGACCCCUGGCCUUCCAGAAUCCAUGACCGUUGCUGAACUGCGGCAAGCCAUUGUGGCCAUGAUGAACAGGAAAGAUGAACUCACUGAGCAGAACACGUCUCUGCGCAGUCUCCUGGAUGGAGAGAUGGAGCACUCUGCUGGGCUCAGGCAGGAGGUCGACAGCUUGAAGAAGAGACUGGCUGAACUAGAGGAGAGACAUGCAGCCAAAGUCCAAGCUCUCAUGAGAGAAAACGAGGUUUUGAAGGUCCAGCUGAAGAAAUAUGUUGGAGCUGUCCAAAUGCUGAAAAGGGAAGGCAGCGAAGGCAAUGAUGCAUUAACCAUUCAAAGGAGUUGUGACGGUCCCCCUCCAGCCCUGCAAAACCGGUCUGUGGCUGAUAUAGAGGAACUGGCUGCCAGCUAUGAGCGUAAACUCAUUGAGGUGGCUGAGAUGCACGGAGAGCUGAUAGAGUUUAACGAGAGGCUGUACUGCUCCCUCAUGGCCAAAGACAACCUGAUCGGACAGAUGAGACAGGAACUCAUCGACCUGCGCGGCCCGGUGCCAGGGGACCUGAGCCAGACCUCUGACGAUCCCAGCCUAUCUGACUUCGAGACAACUCAACGUGCCCUUGUCAACGUGUGGAUCCCGUCUGUGUUCCUUCAAGGUCGAGCUGCCAACGCCUAUCAUGUAUAUCAGGUGUACAUUAGAAUCCUGGACAAUGAGUGGAAUGUGUACCGGCGCUAUGCUGAGUUUAGGGCACUGCACAAUUACCUGCGGCCGCAAUUCCCACAAGUCGACACAUUCAAUUUCCCACCUAAAAAAGCCAUCGGCAACAAGGAUGCAAAGUUUGUAGAGGAGAGGAGGAAACAGCUGCAGUCAUACCUGCGUAUGGUGAUGAAUAAACUGAUCCAGACACUGCCUGAAUUCACUGCCCAGCCCACAAAGGAAACUUUACUGCAGUUGCUGCCUUUCUGCCAGGACAACCCGUCAGCUAAUGAGAGUGGUGCCAAAACUGCCCGAUCCAAAGCCUCCAGCCGCUUCCCCAGACUAGGCCGCAACUCAGGUCGUGAAACCCGGAACCCGGAACCCCAGAGCGGUGACCUUUAACCUCUUGAGCGUAAUCCUCAGAACUCAUCAGUAUGGAUGUACCGAGCCAAGGACCUUCUCUUCUAUUAUGGAUGUACUGUACAUAGCGCCACUGUUGGAGACUAGCUGGGUCUAGAAACGACGAACAAAAUCAGCAAGAAAAUGCGGCGUGAAUUGGUUUAGUGGCAGAAGUUUCAGUUACUAUUGUGCCUAUUGAUUUAUAACAGAUGUUGUUUUGGGGAAAAGUCGAGAUGUCAUUUUGACUAACAGCAGUGACAUGAAACUGUUAUGAGACUGUGAUGAGAAUUGUGUGAUUGUCUGGAAAUUAUUUGCACAUCAUCAUAUUGUUUGACACAUGGGACUUAAUUUUAUCUUUCUAUUUGUAUACAUUUUGUUACCAUGCUCUGCUAUGUAUGAGGCACAAAGUUAGAUGUAAUUUUAUUAUGACUGCACUUAUAAUAGAUAUACAAAACAAUCACUUUUCACCUUCCUGUUCGCAAUAAACCCAAAAAACAUAUUUCAGAUUUUAGAUGAACGUCCAGUGAUGGUCAGAAUGGGAUGCGUUAGUCAGGUCUGGGCUCUCGCACUCCAGAGCCCUUGUCGUCUGUUCCUGAAAACCUUUCAUUGGAAAUUUCCCGGGCUGCCAUUAUCCUGUAUGACCCCAAGAGUACUGUUACACAGAAACCGGCGCGGAUGGGGCAUUGUGUGGACUGAACAGAAGAGAAUUUCGUAGCAGGGGAACCUCCACUGAGAGAUUAUUUUGCCCUAUUUGAAAUACAAGCACAAUAAUGAUUGGGACUCAUUACUAAUAAAUAGUAUUUAUGGUUUUAACAUGUUGUAAUGUCAAAGAGAGGAACCAUGAUGUGUUUAAAUGAAUAAAUAGUCCGCUAUCAAACUGAAUGUGAUGUAGAAUUGCCAUCAGAUUCUGUUCAGCUGUAACACAUACAGUAGCAGAUCUGUUGUGUGCUUUGCAUAUUUCUCUGUUUGCAACCUUUUGUACUAGUAAGCAACUGUAUAUGAUGGUUUUUCUUAAACAGUGUAUCUUUUGUCCUAAACGUGACAGGACGCAGCUGUUUUGCAGCCUUAAGAAUACAUGAGCUUAAUGAAUACAUAAAUAAAUACAAGUUCCAA
Sinocyclocheilus rhinocerous is the source of this 3924-nucleotide messenger RNA. It is a transcript of the gene snx29, whose product is annotated as sorting nexin 29. Lineage: Eukaryota; Metazoa; Chordata; Actinopteri; Cypriniformes; Cyprinidae. The transcript has 21 exons. The record is from RefSeq and is a predicted model, not a curated record. Bases 343 to 2814 code for a protein of 823 amino acids. Gene Ontology annotation, molecular function: phosphatidylinositol binding.